Sipha flava (yellow sugarcane aphid) is the source of this 1082-nucleotide messenger RNA. Its product is annotated as zinc finger protein 568-like. The coding region runs from base 505 to 1029 and encodes 174 amino acids. Lineage: Eukaryota; Metazoa; Arthropoda; Insecta; Hemiptera; Aphididae. Gene Ontology annotation, molecular function: RNA polymerase II cis-regulatory region sequence-specific DNA binding; DNA-binding transcription factor activity. Gene Ontology annotation, biological process: regulation of transcription by RNA polymerase II. The record is from RefSeq and is a predicted model, not a curated record. The transcript has a single exon.
AACACGAUAAACAGAGUUUAGGAAUUAGAGGUGUAUGGAAUUUGUUCUAUGCAAAUUGGUUUGCCCUACAAACUGUGUGCAACCCUAAAAAUUAAGCCCAAUUUAAGCCACUGGAUCGAGUGACGAAACGUUAACGAAAUUCGAACGUCAACUUUAUUGCGAGAGAAACAAUAUAAAUCGUUUGAAUUUGAAUCAUAUCCAAACAAACGAAUGCCGAUAUUAAUAUUUGCUAAUGGCUACAUAAUACAAAGUGUACUAGCGAUCGGUCGGUUACGCCACACACGGCGGUUCAACAGUGGAAUCGCGGGCGGUUAAAGAAAAAUUAAAAAUUAUAUUACUUUAACCGCACAUUUGUGUUAGCGUAUAACCGCCCGAACGAUGAAAACAUAUUCAAAACGGAUAAUUUUCAACGAGUCCCGAUCGCAUCACAUGUGGUCGUCGAUUCGAUUUUGUUUUCGAAUGAUAUUUUUUAUUUAGAAAGAAAAAAAAAAGAAAAUAAUAAUAAUGACUGGAUUCCGCAGAGCGCAGACUCGUCGCGCGGACGUGAGCGACGGACACCGAAACGCGGUGAACGGACGUCACCAGCAGCAAUCGGCGACGGACGGUGGUGACGACGGUGAGUGCGCCAGGGACCACGUGUGCUCGAGGUGCGCGACCUCGUUCCCGACCGAACGGUUCCUGGCGCAGCACUUGGCGCCGGACCGGAAGAGGUGCCGGGUGUGCUGCAAACGGUUCCGGAACACCAGCAACGUGGUCAGCCACGAGCGCGUGCACACCGGCGAGAAACCGUACGCGUGCCCGGUGUGCCGGAAGGCGUUCGCCCAGAUGGGCAACCUGCGCACGCACCAGCGGAGCCACGCGAGCGACAGGCCGUACGCGUGCGACGUGUGCCACCGCAGGUUCGUGCAGAAGGGCAACCUGACCAAGCACAGCAGCACGCACAGCCGCGACAAGCCGUACGCGUGCGACGUGUGCCCGAAGUCGUAUUGCCAACGGUACCAGCUCGUCAGGCACCAGCUCAAACACUGAUCUCUUUUCUCCGCGCACCGGGACAAUGUGUGUGUGUGUGUGUGCGUGCGAUU